CCAAAGAUGAUUCCAAUAUUUAUCGCCCUUGCUUGUAUUGGCUCUAGCUUUGCUGCACAGGAAAAGUCAGCAUUUGAGCCUAUACUUUUCCCUUUCGAUUAUAGACCGUUAUAUGACCUCCUGAGAGAUGCUGACCUUGAGAGUAUCACCUGCACCAUCACCAUGAGCAUCACCAUCGGCUGCAACUUCAAGAGAGACGGCGACCAGCACUUCAUCAACUUCCUCGGUCAAGACUUCCCAGUGGGCUUCCCACUGGCCGCGUCCAAGAGAGCUGACCAAGAGGACAUCUCUGGAACCAUCACCAUCGACUUUGGCAAGAGAAGUUACGUCUGUGGCUUCCCACGCUCCGCACGUAUCAUCACCCCAAUCUGUCGUCGCAAAUAAAAGUAAAGAAUGAAAAAUAAAAUAAAAAAUAUAAUUUAAAUGACUAAAAUUGAUUAUUUUAAAAAUUAUUAAUCAAAUGAAUCAAUAAAACACGU
This is a messenger RNA of Physella acuta, 479 nucleotides long. RefSeq lists its product as uncharacterized. NCBI's taxonomy places the organism in Eukaryota, Metazoa, Mollusca, Gastropoda, Physidae. The record is from RefSeq and is a predicted model, not a curated record.